This is a messenger RNA of Suillus paluster, 1313 nucleotides long. RefSeq lists its product as uncharacterized. Bases 1 to 1107 code for a protein of 368 amino acids. The transcript is spliced from 9 exons. The record is from RefSeq and is a predicted model, not a curated record. Lineage: Eukaryota; Fungi; Basidiomycota; Agaricomycetes; Boletales; Suillaceae.
AUGCCGGCGGCUCUUCAUAGCUUUUCAUUCUUACCGCUGUCCGACAUUGUUGCACAGCAUAUAAUGGAGAAAUUCUCUUCUUUCCGAGAUCCUGGAACGGGAAUUCAGCCUUUCCUUGCGCCAGUUCCACCACAAGAGCGUGACUUCUUCGUCACUUUUCUGACGCCCGUUAGAGUGAUUGUCGCUGCACUACGGACUGCCGUGGUUAUUGUGCUUACUCUAGUCCAUUUUGUCUUAGUUCAUGUGAUCGGCUUCCUCUGUCGUCCUGUUUUGCCACUACAAGAUCUAAUUUCGUGGCUGGGCACCGCCCUGCUUGCGCGUUUGGCACUCUACGCUAUAGGAUUUUGGUGGGUGUCCACGGAGCUCGUUGUUCGAAAAAGAGGAAAACUCCCCGAGAACAAGUGGAAUCCACGAGCAGGGGACCUUAUAGUAUCAAACUGGUCCUCUUGGAUAGAAGUCCUUUGGUUGGCAUACCAAUACAACCCAAUUUUUGUGUUACCUGUUGCAAAUGCACCUACAGCGCUCUCUUCCACUAGAGACGCAUCAUCAAUAUCGUAUACUCCAGGACGAAAGACUGGGACUGGAUCCGCAGCUAUAUCUUCUGUUAACCGAGUAUUGAGCUCACCAGAAGUCAUCCACGGUUUUCGUCAGGCACCUUCCUCUGCGCCUUUACGCAGUCUUGAAGAUAUCCGUCGUUCAGUACGUCGCCCUGUUGUGGUAUUUCCUGAAUGUACGACCAGCAACGGUAGGGGCCUGCUUCGAUUCACUGAUGUCUUUAAUGGCGCAAGUGUUCCUGCAAAAGGCUACGACAUCUUCUUGAUGUGUGUCAGAUACGAUCCCCCGACAUUGUCGCAACCGUCCUUGUCCCACUCGAUCCCGGAUACUACACUCAACCCCCUCCGACAUCUGUUUCAAAUCUGUACUUGUCUUUCUCCGCAAUCUAUCUCGAUCCGCCAACUUCCGCUCUCAGAAUCACCCAGCUCUCAGCUCUUCAUGGUCAAUGAAGUCUGCGCUGUGCUUAUAGCGAGACUGGGAAAGAUGAAAAGGAUCGGUUUUGGAUGGGAAGACAAAUACGCCUUUUUAGACUUCUAUCGUGGAAGGCGAUGAUCUCGACCUGGGCAGAUCCGCUCAUCUCGUCUAUUUAGUUAUACAAGAACUCAGCGGUCAUAUUUAUGCGAUCGCGGAGAACUCCAAUACUAACUUACUUACCCAUUGGAGUUACCCAAGAGAAAUUCAUUCUUGGCUCUGCUGGAAAUGAUUGUAGAUCCCCUGCAAAUCAUUCAGUCUUGUUUGAUGUACUAAAAUAACUACAU